Eimeria necatrix is the source of this 324-nucleotide messenger RNA. RefSeq names its product alpha-galactosidase A, putative. Lineage: Eukaryota; Apicomplexa; Conoidasida; Eucoccidiorida; Eimeriidae. The record is from RefSeq and is a predicted model, not a curated record.
AUGACAAGGACAAGUUUUUCAUAUCUGCCUCUGUACAGUCCGCCGUAUCUCCGCCGCCGACGGCGUUUCCGUGCUGUCUCGGCAGUUGGCAGAUGGCGACCACGUGAUAGCUCUUCUAAAUUGGAGGAGCCCUUUUCUAUCAAAGCAUCGCAUGCGGAUAUAAUGAAUUGGUGCAACCUGCACAAGCCCGUGCCCUUCAAGAUAUCGCAGGCCUGGGAAACCCAGCAGCGUCGGCUUGCCAAAGAUGACAAGCAAACGCUGACCUAUACGCUGCAGCAGCUGGGGGCAGUGCUGCUGCAGGUAGAACUGACUGAUGAUCUGUAA